Messenger RNA from Neoarius graeffei (lesser salmon catfish), 1787 nucleotides. RefSeq names its product glutamine synthetase. Gene Ontology annotation, cellular component: cytoplasm. NCBI's taxonomy places the organism in Eukaryota, Metazoa, Chordata, Actinopteri, Siluriformes, Ariidae. Gene Ontology annotation, molecular function: glutamine synthetase activity. The record is from RefSeq and is a predicted model, not a curated record. The transcript has 7 exons. Bases 148 to 1266 code for a protein of 372 amino acids.
CUUGCUGUAGUUGAGUUUACUGGUACAGAGAAGGAGAGAAAAAACAGGUUGUACUUUUUUCUAAAAAAAAAAAAAGCACAGCUGGAUACACGACGAGUCAUCUGAUUAUUUUCCUGUUGAAAGGUUUCUUCUAGCCCAAAGUGAAAAAUGGCCACUUCCGUAAGUUCAAAGCUGACUAAAUCUGUGAAGCAGAUGUACAUGGACCUUUCACAGGGAGACUCUGUGCAGGUCAUGUAUAUCUGGAUUGAUGGGACUGGAGAGGGACUCCGCUGCAAAACCAGGACUCUGGACUCUGAACCCAAGACUAUUGAAGAUCUCCCAGAGUGGAAUUUUGAUGGCUCCAGUACAUACCAGGCUGAGGGCUCGAACAGUGACAUGUACCUCAUACCAAAAGCCAUAUUUAGAGACCCUUUCAGGAAGGACCCCAACAAGCUGGUUCUUUGUGAGGUUCUGAAAUACAAUAGGAAACCUGCAGAAUCUAACCUUCGUCAGAUGUGUGAAAAAAUCAUGAGCAGGGUAGAGAGCCAGCAUCCAUGGUUUGGAAUGGAGCAGGAGUACUCGCUCCUUGCCAUAGACGGUCAUCCUUUUGGUUGGCCCUCAAAUGGUUUCCCAGGACCACAAGGUCCUUAUUACUGUGGUGUGGGAGCAGAUAAGGCCUAUGGCAGAGACAUUGUCGAGGCCCAUUAUAAAGCCUGUCUGUAUGCUGGUGUUAUGAUUUGUGGUACCAAUGCAGAAGUCAUGCCUGCACAGUGGGAAUUCCAAGUGGGUCCAUGUGAAGGCAUCAGCAUGGGAGACCACCUGUGGAUAGCUCGUUUUAUCCUGCAUCGGGUGUGUGAAGACUUCGGUGUUGUGGCCUCCUUUGAUCCCAAACCCAUCCCAGGCAACUGGAAUGGUGCUGGCUGCCAUACCAACUUCAGCACCAAGAACAUGAGGGACGAGGGAGGCCUCAGGCACAUUGAGGAGGCUAUUGAGCGGCUGAGUAAGAGGCAUCAGUACCACAUUCGUGUCUACGACCCUAAAGGGGGGCUUGACAACGCCAGACGUCUUACUGGUCGCCAUGAAACCUCCAGCAUCAAUGAGUUCUCAGCUGGUGUGGCUAACCGUGGUGCCAGUAUCCGUAUCCCACGAGCUGUGGGCCAGGAGAAGCGAGGCUAUUUUGAGGAUCGCCGUCCCUCUGCUAACUGCGACCCAUACGCUGUGACGGAAGCGCUCAUUCGCACAUGCCUACUUAAUGAAGAGGGGGAAGAGCCCACAGAGUACAACUGAACUGAAAAGAACAUGCCUUUAUAAUGCUUUGGGUGAUAAAAUGUCAGGUCUUUUUAGUACUGUGGUUUUAUUGGUACCGUGUGUGUAUAGUUGACUGGUUAAUCUGAUAGUCUAGGUGGAGCUUAUCAAGGAAAGUGUGGGUUUUUUGUUUUAAUUAACUUUUUGUUCUGUUUUAGAUUCCAAUGUCUUACUGCCAAAUUAAGUCUUUAUUGCAGAUGUUGGUUGUCUCGUGAGGUGGAUGGUUAGAAGACUCGUGUUCCACUUGCAUGUGACCUGACAUUUUUCUGUCAUGCGCCAUUUUGACCAUUUAACAUGGUUUUUAAAAGGCUAACUGAAGGGCUUUAUAUUACUUUAAUGCUUUGUUCUUAUCCAAUAUUGGUUACAUUUUUUUUUAAACCAUAAUUUAUAUUUAAAAAAAAAGCAUAUGUACAUCUGUGGUCUUGAUGUUUUAUUCUUGAUCUACAAUUUAACAGAUGUAACUUUUAUUACAGGUGCAUUAAAUUAAAUUAUUUUCUGAUGCA